Tetrahymena thermophila SB210 is the source of this 330-nucleotide messenger RNA. RefSeq names its product transmembrane protein, putative. The transcript has a single exon. NCBI's taxonomy places the organism in Eukaryota, Ciliophora, Oligohymenophorea, Hymenostomatida, Tetrahymenidae. The record is from RefSeq and is a predicted model, not a curated record.
AUGUGGAUUCAUUGCAGCUUAUAAUGUACGACGUCUUUUAAAAAUAAUUAAAAAAUGAGAAAGAUUUAUUUAUUUAAUCAAUUCAAAGUAAAAAUAGCAUAUUUAUUUGUAACUUUGAUUCUAUUCAAAUACUUAAAAAUCAUUUUUUCUCUGGGAGAAAUCUGGAAGAAGUUGAUUUAAUUGCUAUCAGCCCUUAUUUUUAAAAUUAUGACAAUAUAAAUUUUACAAUGCAAAAGCAGUUUCUUUACAACAUUUAGAAAAGCUUUGUUAAAACUUACAGCUGCUUAGAUAACUCUGAUGAAAAUGAUUAUACUAUAUAAAAAUACAUGA